AUGACUGAUAUACAAAUACAAAAUCAAAAUAAUAAUUUGGCUACUAAUAAAAAAGAAUUUGACCAUAGAUUUGAUGAUAAACCGUUAAGAAUCUUAUGUGUAAAAAACAUACCAAAAGAGACAACCGAAAAUGAACUAUUAGAAUUGUUUAAACCAUUUGGUUCCAUAGAAAAUAUAAAUCUUAAAGUCAAUAAAAAUGUAGGACCGUAUGCUAUAUUUGCACAUGUUUAUUUUAGUACUCCAGAGGAGGCUAAAAGAUGUCUAAAGCAAAUGAAUGGAAAAAUUUUAAAAGGUCGAGCUUUAAGAAUUGACUACAAAAAAAAUAAUACAAAAUUAGGUGAGGGAGAAGAAGAUAAUAACAAUAAUAAUUAUUAUAAUAAUAUGACAAGCAAUCCGAAUAACAAUAAUAAUAAGUUUCAUAAAAAGCCAAAUAGAACAAACCAAUUUUAUAACAACCAACUUUACAAUAAUCGUUAUCCUAAUAAUAAGCGACCCAUGCGAAGUGGAUUUACAACAGGAGAUGGGUCAACCAACCAACAUGACACAGACACUAACUAUUCUAGAGAAUAUGAACCAAACAAAAGAAUGCGCAUGGGAAAUUUCAACAACCUAAAUAUAAACAACAUAAAUAGUGAUACCGAUUUAAAUAAAUUAUUAAGAGAAUAUGAAAAUAGAAAAGACACAAAUAAUAAUGAAGUUGAAAAUAUUAUCCAAACAUUGAUUAAUGAUAUGACACAUAAAACACCAAGAGUAAAAUUAUUUUUGUGUGACCAUUUAAGAAAAUGUGUUCAACAUGUUUUUAACAGACCUUGUAUAAAUACAACAAAUAAUAAUAAUAAUUUAAAUGAUAUUUCUAGCAUCCCUUUUUCUGGGUCUAACCAUGAACAUAGAAAUAAUCCUAUAUCAAAUUUACAAAAUUAUCAAAAUAUCAACGAAUUUGAAAAAAAAAAAAUAUACAACAAUAAUAGUAAUACCAUUUUAUGGAGAGGAACUCUUGAAAUGAAAAACAAAGACAACCUAAAUAUUAAUGCAUAUGGAUUAAGUGGUGAUGUAAAUAAUUUCUUAAAUAAUAAUAUAAAAAACAUAACAAUUAGUCAUAGAAAAAAAAUGAAAAAUUUACCACCAAUUGAAGCCAUUUAUAAUUUUGAAAUACAAAAUGAAAAAGAUAUAAAUAUUUUUGAAUCAUAUAAAAAUUAUUUUAAUAAUAAAGAUAGAGUUGGUUUAGCAUCAGCAGACGAAAAUUGGCAUUUCUAUAUUAUAUUCCCUGGUACACCAAUAUUUGAUGAAAUUCUAAAUGCCAAUACUAAUAUUCAAACAAAUUUCAAUAACUCUUUUAUAGGAGUUGUAUCAUAUAAUCCUCAAAUAUUAGAAAGAAAUAAUCCAAGAAAAUUAAAUCCAUCCCAAGGUGAUACAACAAUAAGUAACAUUCCUCCUACCACCGAUAAUUAUAUGAGUAAUAAUAAUUUGGCAAAUAACUUUAACAACACUACAGAGGAGAAUAAAAAAAGUGAUUCAGAAAUAAAUACUAAUGAUCAAACAGAAAAUGAUGAUAGUAAAAAUGAAGUACCAAAUUGGUUGAAUCAAUUUAGCUCUCUAGCAGCAUAUCUUGUCAAAAAAUAA
Molecule: messenger RNA, 1620 nt
Organism: Plasmodium vinckei vinckei
Lineage: Eukaryota; Apicomplexa; Aconoidasida; Haemosporida; Plasmodiidae
Product: RNA-binding protein, putative
Exons: 4
Coding region: 1-1620 (539 amino acids)
Biological process (GO): positive regulation of mRNA splicing, via spliceosome
Cellular component (GO): spliceosomal complex
Molecular function (GO): RNA binding
Source: RefSeq, a predicted model, not a curated record